Molecule: messenger RNA, 1651 nt
Organism: Castor canadensis (American beaver)
Lineage: Eukaryota; Metazoa; Chordata; Mammalia; Rodentia; Castoridae
Source: RefSeq, a predicted model, not a curated record
GACCUGACGGGACGGCGGGGAACGAGGCGCGGCAGAGGGUGGGGGCGGGGGGCUCCGGGUCCCGGGCUGGAGAUAGAGGAAGGGGACCGGACACGGGAUCGAAGGAACCCGCGGAGCAGCAUACCCGGAGAAUUAAUACUUCAAGGAAAACCUGAUGCAACCUCUCCAGGUUGUCCGGAGCAGACUGAUUUCCCAGCUUUGUUGUGGACUGAAGACUUCAGGGUCCCCCCAAAGCAAGAUUUGCCUAGCAAUGGCUCGUCCAAGCUCAUCUAUGGCAGAUUUUCGGAAGUGUUUUGCAAAUGCUAAGCACAUAGCCAUCAUUUCGGGGGCUGGCGUUAGUGCCGAAAGUGGGGUUCCAACUUUCAGAGGAGAUGGAGGUUAUUGGAGAAAAUGGCAAGCUCAGGACCUGGCAACUCCACAGGCUUUUGCCCGCAACCCGUCACGGGUUUGGGAGUUCUACCACUACCGGCGGGAAGUCUUGCACAGCAAGGAGCCCAACCCUGCCCACCUCGCCAUCGCCGAGUGCGAGGCCCGGCUGCGCACUCAGGGCCGACGUGUCGUGGUCAUCACCCAGAACAUUGAUGAGCUGCACAGAAAGGCUGGCACCAAGAACCUUCUGGAAAUCCAUGGUGAGGGGAUCCAGGCUUUGAAUGCAUGUUCUUUCACUGUGACCAUGGAAGACACCUGUCCUUUCCCCAGGAUGCUGUGCAUCUUGCUCUGUGCCCUGUGGUGCCUUUGGCUAGUAAUGCCACUAGCAUUACUCACUUGUCAGUUCCUGCAUUCUGCCUGCCAGUGUGGACUGACAGCCAGCGCCAGCAUCCCCUGGGUGUGUGUUAGACAGGAGAAGGGAUCUCAGCCCCACCUGGAGCUUGGUUUCUCCAAGCCCCUGGGGCACGGUGUCUGGUCUGCACCGUGUCUUGUGUGAGGCCCUGUCUGCACAGCCCUGUGCCCUCCUUAGCCUUUAGUGGAAGGGGCUGUGCUGUGACACACCUGUCCUGUCAGCCAACAGGAAACAGGGCCUGGGCCAUGGGUCAGCUGGAUCCUGUGUGGGAGGUCUUCAACAUCCUGGGGGGCGGUCAUUUACUUUCUCUCUGUCUCCUAUGGUAAUGCUCUACCCUGGAGCCCGAGGGAGCAUCAACUCAAUGUCCUUUGCUAUAACAUCCUUGGAGUUUGUCCUGGUCCCUGUGGCUUCCCUUCUCCAUUGUGGAUGACAGCUACCCUUGCCCUCUGUCCUCUCAUUCCUGUUCCCUCUUUGUUGUCCUGGAAACCUAAGGCAUUUAUUCACAGAGUAUAAUAGGUGGAGGAGGAUUUUCUCCCUGGGACUUUUGCACUUAAGACCACAAAACCGCAAACCCAUUUCCACACAGAAGCCAAGAAACAGCACAGCUGGGGCAUGUUUCUGUGGAUGUGUAGCCAAGCACCUGCCUUUGACCAGGCUUAGGGGUCACCUGAUGAGAAAAACUGGGCACUGCUUACUUGGGUCCCCUCUCUUUUGUGCCUCAGGAACAGUCUGAUACCUUAUUAAUCCUCAUUUCUCUGAGGUGUCAGCCUUAUUGCUUGUCAUGUGUAACACGGAGAUUUGACCGCCUAUCUUAGUUCAUUGAAAGAUUUGGCUAAGGUCAUAUGUGUGUAUUGGUCUGUUUUGGUUGCA